AUGAAGCGCAAGUUGGAUUCCAAUGAUGUUCCAUCCCCUAAGCCUGAGGAAACAGAGGAGCAGGAACUUGAUUUUGAAGCUCUUGGUCUCGAUCCCAGACUUCGUCAGGCCUUAAUUAAAGAAAAGUUCUCCAAGCCUACUUUGGUGCAGGCAAAGGCGAUACCGUUGGCGCUUGAAGGAAAGGAUAUCUUGGCUCGUGCAAAGACUGGCUCCGGAAAAACUGCUGCUUAUGUCCUUCCCAUCCUCCAAGCCAUCCUGCAACAAAAAUCUAAUGAUCCCUCAUUGAAAGCCACUGUCGGUCUUAUCCUUGUUCCGACUCGUGAGCUUGCAGAGCAAGUCCAAAAAGUCAUUGCCUCAUUCAGCCAAUUCUGUGGAAAGGAUGUACGCUCUGUCAAUUUGACCCAGAAAGUGUCCGAUGCCGUCCAGCGCAGCCUGCUCGCUGAUUUCCCCGAUAUUGUGAUCUCUACGCCGACUCGGGUCCUAGCUAAUGUUAACAACUCGGCCCUCUCUCUUGAGAAGCUUACACACCUCGUGAUUGACGAGGCCGACUUGGUUCUGUCAUAUGGAUAUGACGACGACAUCAAUACUCUUUCAAAGGCUAUUCCUCGUGGUGUGCAGACAUUCCUCAUGAGUGCUACUCUCACAUCUGAGGUGGAUACCCUGAAGAGCCUGUUCUGCCGCAGUCCAGUGAUUCUAAAGUUGGAGGAGAAGGAAGACAAUGGUGCCGAAGUCAGCCAGUUUGUUGUCAGAUGCGCUGAGGACGAAAAGUUCCUUCUUACAUACGUCAUUUUCAAACUUCAGCUGGUCAAGGGAAAGGUUAUCAUUUUCGUUGGCGAUAUUGAUCGAUGCUACCGCGUGAAGCUUUUCCUGGAACAAUUCGGUAUCAAGUGCUGUGUGCUCAACUCAGAAUUGCCCAUUAACUCGCGUCUGCACGUUGUCGAAGAAUUCAACAAGGGCGUUUACGACAUCAUUAUUGCGGCCGACGACCAAGAGAUUAUGGGAGUGCCCAAGGCAAGCAAAAAGAUUACUGAAGCUGCAACUGUCGAUGAGGAUGAGGCAGAUGAGCAAGAAGAGAAGGAUGAUAAGGAUGAUGAGGAGGAGGAGAAGGAUGACAAAGAUGAAAUGGGCUCGAGUGACGACGAAAAUCAGGAGGAAUCCAAGAAGCAGAAGUCUCGACCAGAGAAGCGACGCAAGAUGACUGCCAAACAAAAGGAUUAUGGAAUUGCGCGCGGUAUUGAUUUCCGCGACGUUGCCUGUGUCCUGAACUUCGAUCUGCCCACUACUUCCAAGUCCUAUACACACCGCAUCGGACGUACUGGCCGCGCUGGAAAGGCAGGCAUGGCACUCUCAUUUGUUAUUCCCAAAGAACAGUUUGGUAAGCACCGGCCUACAGCAGUGGCCAGCGCCAAGAACGACGAGACCGUCCUUGCCAAGAUCAUUAAGCGACAGGCCAAGCUGGGCCACGAGGUCAAGCCCUACCACUUCGAAAUGCAGCAGGUCGAUGCCUUCCGCUACCGUAUGACCGAUGCCCUUCGCGUUAUCACCCGCUUGGCUGUGCAGGAAGCACGUGGUCGAGAAAUCCGCCAGGAACUAAUCAAGAGCGAGAAGCUCAAGCGCCAUUUCGAGGAGAAUCCCGAUGAACUACGCCAGCUUCGCCACGAUGGAGAGCUACGUGCUGCCCGUGUGCAGCCGCAUCUCAAGCACAUUCCUGAAUACUUGAUGCCCGCCAAGGGACGCAAGGGUAUUUCAAAGGACAAUGUUGGGUACGUUGGGUUCAAGAAAACUACCGAGAACCGUAUUCGCAAGGCUAGAGAUCACAACCGUAAGGGUGGCAAGGGCAAGAGGAGUGGAAGGGUUGAUCCGUUGAAAACUUUCAAUCGUGGCCGGAAGCCAACGUAA
Messenger RNA from Penicillium taxi, 1899 nucleotides. RefSeq names its product ATP-dependent DNA/RNA helicase (gene dbp9). The coding region runs from base 1 to 1899 and encodes 632 amino acids. Gene Ontology annotation, molecular function: ATP binding; RNA helicase activity; nucleic acid binding. NCBI's taxonomy places the organism in Eukaryota, Fungi, Ascomycota, Eurotiomycetes, Eurotiales, Aspergillaceae. Gene Ontology annotation, cellular component: nucleolus. The record is from RefSeq and is a predicted model, not a curated record. The transcript is spliced from 4 exons.